GGUGGGUCUAGUUUCGUGGGCAGAUCCAGUAUUUGGGAAAGUUUCGAGCUUUCAGCCGAGAAUUCUCCAAAGGUGAGGACUUUGGAAAAGCCAUAAAGAAAAAGGCCAAAGCUUGGAGCCUUAGAGAUCUAAAAUUUGGGUCCUUUUUUUUUUCUUACAAAUUAACAAAAAGAGAGUAAAUUCAUCCAUACCCAUCGGAGAUCAGAUAAUGAAAUGAGAAUGGAAGAGAUUGUAGAAGAAACCAAUGGAAAACAUGAAAAGAUGGUGGAAAUUACUCUCAAAACAAUUGGCCCUGCUCGCCCUUCUCGCCUUCAUGUCGCUUCUUCCAUCAGAGUUCUUGAUUUGAGAAAAUUGAUAGCUGGAAAGAAUCAUUUACCAGUAGAGAAUUUGAAGCUUAUCUUGCGAGGGAAGGUAUUGCACGAUCGUGAAGAUGAAGAUGACAUUUACAUUCAACUUAAUGGUGAUGAUUCCCUCAUUGCUGCUGUCAAACCAAAGGCACCAGUUGGACUCAGUAUUGACGAUGAUGAUGAAGAUCUCAAAUUUCAGCUCCCACAGUCAACAAGCCAAUGGAAGAAGAAGCUUUUCUCUUUUUUACGUAAUAGAUUGAAGCUUCCUGAUGUCCUUUUGAUGGCAAUAUUUUCUCUCAGUCUUAAGGCAUGGGCUCUAAUUAUUUUAUGGUUUAUACUGGCACCUGUUGCCCAUAAAUGGGAUCUUGGACCAUUAUAUAUACUUGGUACUGGCUUUUGUAUAAUAUUCCUGAAUCUUGGGCGGCGGCAACCUGGUGAUGUCAGUGCUUAUUCCAUCUUCAAUGAAGAUUUUAAAGAGCUUCCCGGAACCCUCAAUGCAGACGCUAUAGAUAGAGAUAUAAGGACGGGUCGGUUUUGAGCCAGUAUCACACCAUAUGUGACUAUCAAAAUGUCUACAUUGUAAUACAUGUUUUCCAUCAAUAGCAACACAAAAUUGUAAAGACUUCUUUCAAGCAUUCUUUGUUUCCUUAAUAGAAAACGGUAAUUUUCAUAAAAAUAAUAAUCUUUCUCACAGCAAUACCAUGGAACUAAAGCAUGUUUAAAAAGUACUUUUGGAUUAGUGGAAUAGGAAUGAAAUAAUCCUGUAACUAACUUGUUACAAUUAUUCCUCUGCUGCUGUGUGGCGAACAAGAUACCUAAAACAAAAUAAUCCAGCUAAAGUUCAUUGAAUACUUCCAUGGGAGCUGGUUGCAGCUAUGGUGGGAAAAAGAAAAAGGAAAAUGGAAGAUGCAAAGUAGAUAUUUGUAUAAGAUGCCAAUAUUACUAGAUGUUGCUUUGUCAAAGGCAUUUGGAUAGGAACCGCAAUAUACAUCCGUUGGCACAUAAUCUUUGACUUCUGCCUGUCCAAGAUUCUGGAAUAAAGAACCCUUGUGUUUGAUUUUAUCGAUGGUUAU
Molecule: messenger RNA, 1420 nt
Organism: Durio zibethinus
Lineage: Eukaryota; Viridiplantae; Streptophyta; Magnoliopsida; Malvales; Malvaceae
Molecular function (GO): protein binding
Source: RefSeq, a predicted model, not a curated record